Peniophora sp. CBMAI 1063 is the source of this 729-nucleotide messenger RNA. The record is from the annotation of a GenBank genome assembly. NCBI's taxonomy places the organism in Eukaryota, Fungi, Basidiomycota, Agaricomycetes, Russulales, Peniophoraceae.
AUGUCGAAGAAUAUGGCACAGCCUCCGGAGCUUGGGAUGUGCAACACUUGCUUGAGCUGGGGAGCCGCUCUGAGAUGUUCUCAAUGCAAGGUUGCGCCGUACUGCAACGCAGAGUGUCAGAAGAAGGAUUGGAAGAAUCACAAGAAGAUCUGCAAGAAGCAGGACACUUCUAAGCUCGAUUACAACGCCAUCGUUCACAAGACAGUCGACGCCGUUCCCGAGCUUCUGGGCCUCCUAUCCACGCCCUUGACGGAUCCCGGAAACGCGUACCUACAGCUGAUCGUCAAGCUCGUUUGCAUAUUGAACGAUAUCACAACGGUGGACAAUAGCGCGAAGAUCACUGCCACGGACCUACGUUUCGAUCUUCGUCCUUGUCGAUGCCCCGCGGACAAGAGUGGACAGUGGCACACGCUCUUGCAGCUGACGAGCAUGCAUUCGCUAACGGGACGCGGGGCACCGUUCCUAUCUGCACCUGAGACCCUGGCCUCUCGUGCUGCUGCGGACGCGAGGCUACAUGCUGCAACGGGCAGAUCGAAGGACGCGAAGGAUCGUACGUCGUAUGUGAAGUUCUUCUGGGUACCGGUUCUCCCUGGAGUGGCAAAGAAGGCGGUGCAGGAGAUGAAGAAGAGCGGGAUGAGUGAAGGCGAAUACAUCGACUCGCUUGUGGGCAAGUUCAAUGACAUGAUCAUCCACGACAAGGUCCGAGGUGCCCCUCAUGAACAUGCGUAG